Molecule: messenger RNA, 951 nt
Organism: Meira miltonrushii
Lineage: Eukaryota; Fungi; Basidiomycota; Exobasidiomycetes; Exobasidiales; Brachybasidiaceae
Exons: 3
Coding region: 1-951 (316 amino acids)
Biological process (GO): kinetochore assembly; mitotic sister chromatid segregation
Cellular component (GO): nucleus
Source: RefSeq, a predicted model, not a curated record
AUGUCAGAUCAACGUGAUCCUUCUAACAUAAGUCAAAGACAGCUGGAUAUCCUGCGAAGGCUAGCAGCACGAGAAGCAGCAAGACGACAAGAAUUAGGAGAAAAGAGUCAAUCAUCUUCGCCUCAGCCAGGAGGAAGAGGAAGAAGUGGAAGUGAAACGGGAGAAGAUGGUGUUGAGCAAAUAACAACCGCAUCUAAUGCCAAAGAUGCUUCUAUGAUCGAUGUAGAUCGACUGCAGGAGAUACUUCAACAAGAAAAAGCAAAAAAUGAUUUCGCUUGGGCUAAAGUACGCGAAAGGACACAUCGAUUGACAGAGCAACAAAGUCAGGAUGGUAGGGAGAAUGAAGGUGCACUGGAGACAGACAAGAAUGAGGGAAAGGAAGAAAGAAUGCGAAAGAAGCGGAUAGAGUUGGAAUACCUCGAUUACGAGAUCGAACAAGCACAAAAAGAUCUCACCAUCCUCGAACCUCCUCAUAGUGAUGCAAUUCUUGCCUUAUUGACACGAGCAACAUUGGCUUCUGCAGUAGAGCAAUAUCAAGCGUCUAUUGCUUCUUUGGAACGAGAAUUGGAUGAAGAAAAGUCUAGACGAAAGGAAGAUGAUGAGAUGUUGCACGAUAUCGGAGAAGUUCGCAUAGGGCUAGAGAAACGAAAAGCCGUUUUGAAGGAAAGACUGAAUAGUGUGGACUUUGCAUCAAUUGAAGGAUCUUUGAUCGACAUUACUGGCAAGAUUUUAAUCGAUGAAGAAGGUGUACAACAAGCUCAAUUGCGAUUAUUGAUCGACGGUCUGAUUAACAAAGCAUGGGAUACGCCAGUUGACCCUUACGUCGAUAUUUCAGACGGCUUUCUUCCUGCCAUUUCAGCCUUCCUCCUACGUGCCAAUAUAGCCAUCGAACAUCCUCGUGAUUCGAACAGAAUUCGACUGAUCGACUUUCACAGAUCAGCCCUUGGCUAG